Messenger RNA from Scheffersomyces stipitis CBS 6054, 1821 nucleotides. RefSeq lists its product as uncharacterized. Gene Ontology annotation, cellular component: fungal-type cell wall. Lineage: Eukaryota; Fungi; Ascomycota; Pichiomycetes; Serinales; Debaryomycetaceae. The record is from RefSeq and is a predicted model, not a curated record. Gene Ontology annotation, biological process: cell adhesion. The transcript has a single exon. The coding region runs from base 1 to 1821 and encodes 606 amino acids.
AUGUUAGUAAACAAGUACUUGGCUGCAUCCACCUCGCUUUUAUCUAUGGUAGUGGCCCUCGCCAUCGACCAAGAUAUCCCUCAAACCACUGUCGUCUCUACCUGGACUGGUACAAGAACAGCUACAGACACCGAAGAUGAUUAUGUUGGCGGUGGAACUAUAACUGUAAUCGAUGAAAUAAACCCUACUACUACUAUCACUUCAACUUGGACCGGUACUUUUACCACCACUGAAACUAUCACCGAUACUGUUGGUGGAACUGAUACUGUCGUAGUUGAAGUUCCAACGCUGUAUGGACCAAACCCUACUACUACUAUCACUUCAACUUGGACCGGUACUUUCACUACUUCUGAAACAUUGACUGACACCCCAGGUGGAACUGAUACUGUUGUAGUUGAAGUUCCAACGCUGUAUGGACCAAACCCUACUACUACUAUCACUUCAACUUGGACCGGUACUUUCACUACUUCUGAAACAUUGACUGACACCCCAGGUGGAACUGAUACUGUUGUAGUUGAAGUUCCAACGCUGUAUGGACCAAAUCCUACUACUACUAUCACUUCAACUUGGACCGGUACUUUUACCACCACUGAAACUAUCACCGAUACUGUUGGUGGAACUGAUACUGUCGUAGUUGAAGUUCCAACGCUGUAUGGACCAAACCCUACUACUACUAUCACUUCAACUUGGACCGGUACUUUUACCACCACUGAAACUAUCACCGAUACUGUUGGUGGAACUGAUACUGUCGUAGUUGAAGUUCCAACGCUGUAUGGACCAAACCCUACUACUACUAUCACUUCAACUUGGACCGGUACUUUUACCACCACUGAAACUAUCACCGAUACUGUUGGUGGAACUGAUACUGUCGUAGUUGAAGUUCCAACGCUGUAUGGACCAAACCCUACUACUACUAUCACUUCAACUUGGACCGGUACUUUUACCACCACUGAAACUAUCACCGAUACUGUUGGUGGAACUGACACUGUCGUAGUUGAAGUUCCAACUAGCUACCCAACCUCCAAAAAUACGACUAGCAUAGAACCCUCUUACAUUACUUCUAUUAUCACAAAAACUGAAGCAAAUGGAUAUUUAACAACCUACACCACAACUGACACCACCACAGAAUUUGUUACUGCGCCAUGCAUUACGACCACAAUUGUAACUACUGGUCCGCAAGGUGAGGUAACCACGUACAUAACUACUACCACUGGUUCCACUGUUACUGAAAUCAUUAGUGAACCAUGUGUAACCACUACAAUUGUUACAACUGGUCUACAGGGAGAAGUUACCACCUAUGUUACCACUACAGCUCCUGGUUACACUACAACUGAAUCCGGUCCUACAGCUACUGUUACCAUUACUGGUCCAAAUGGUUCAAUUAGUACAUAUGUAACUACCUCUCCAUCUACUGUUACAGCACCAGGUCAUAACUCAACUGUCACAAUUACUGGACCAAACGGCAAUAACACUACUGUCGUUCCAACUGUUCAAGCACCAGAGCCUACCACGUUAUUCACCACAGGUCCAAAUGGAACCACGUCCACGAUUGUUACAUUUGCCUCAGUAGUGACUGAUUCUCCUUCGGCUGAAGUCUACACCAUUGCCCACACAGUAACUGGAACUAAUGAUAUUCUUUCGACAAUCCUCACUGCUAUCACCAUUUCACCUGCCUCUCCAGCCCCAUCCUCCCCAGCUCCAGAUUUUGCCUCCAACUACACCAUCCCCUCUGUCCCAGUUUAUGAGGGUUCUGCUAACUUCAUGAGAUCCACAUUCUCGGUUGCCACUCUUUUAUGUUUAGCUGUGACAUUCAUUGUUUAG